AGAAGACAGAAAUGCCACGAGAAAGUCAGAAAAAUAAAAUUAUAGCUUCUUUAUGUGAAAAUCAUGCAUUGGCUCUAUUAGGAGUUGAAUCAAUAUGAGCUGUUUGCUGAGCAACAGAAGAAGCGUUCAUUUCGGCUUACCAAAAUGUUCCAGUUGGCAGCGAUAUGUGCUAAGGAAUCUUGACGAAAGCAGAUUCAAUCAGAUGCUUCGUGUUCGCCCGGAGGAAUGCGAACGUAUCUUAGAAUUAAUUAAAAAUGACGCUGUUUUUAAGACAAGUUCAAGUACUUCACAACUUCCAAUCGAACUGCAACUCAAAAUAGUGCUGUAUCGGUUGGGAUCUUCCGGCGAUGGACAAUCUGUUCGAAAAGUGGCUUCCUUAUUUGGUGUGGAUGAUGGACGCACUAUUAAAAAUGUAACGCAACGAAUUUUUACAGCCAUAUUGCGAUUAAAAAAUGAGUUUUUAUACUGGCCCAAUGAAAGAGAAAGACUGGAAAUUGUGUCCGCAACUUCGAAAGAAAUGCCAGGGUGUGUGGGUUACAUCGAUGGUUCCGAAAUAAAAUUAGCUGAAGCACCAGUUAUGCAGCAUGAAAUUUACUAUUCUCGUAAACGUCAAUAUUCUGUAAAACUACAAGCGAUUUGUGACUAUAAAUUGCGCAUAAGACAGGUGACGAUUGGUUACCCAGGCAGUGUACAUGACGCGAAAAUAUUUUCAAAUUGUUCACUAGCAAAGCAUCCGGAACGAUUCUUGUCGACAUCACAGUGGGUCGCGGGAGAUAGUGCCUAUCCACUGAAACCAUAUUUAAUAACGCCCUUCCGGCAAAACAGUGUUGAACAUAGAAAAGAAGAAAGGGAUUUAUUCAACGCGUAUUUUUCCAAAUACCGUGUACGAAUUGAGAAUUGUUUUGGACUUUUGAAAGAGAAAUUCGGUAGUUUAAAGGAGCUUAAAUUUAGAAUGCUUUCAACGUCAAAUAAGAAGGAAUGCAAUGACUGGAUUAUGGUGUGUUGUAUUCUUCACAACAUGUUAUUCAGUUUCGAUAUAGAUAAUGAAAACAACAAUGAAGUUUUGAUGCCUCAAUUCCCUUUAUCAUCAGAAAAUAAUAUGAGAAAUUGCUUGCUUCUCGCCUGCCCCACACCACACCCACACCCAUCACUAACACGCACACUCACCACACUCACCUCGACAUCACCACACUCCACAUCAACACCACCCACACGCGCGAGCGCAGGAUCCACACACUAA
This is a messenger RNA of Bactrocera neohumeralis, 1240 nucleotides long. RefSeq lists its product as uncharacterized. Bases 95 to 1240 code for a protein of 381 amino acids. NCBI's taxonomy places the organism in Eukaryota, Metazoa, Arthropoda, Insecta, Diptera, Tephritidae. The transcript is spliced from 3 exons. The record is from RefSeq and is a predicted model, not a curated record.